Bipolaris maydis ATCC 48331 is the source of this 3072-nucleotide messenger RNA. RefSeq lists its product as uncharacterized. The record is from RefSeq and is a predicted model, not a curated record. Gene Ontology annotation, biological process: nucleoside metabolic process. NCBI's taxonomy places the organism in Eukaryota, Fungi, Ascomycota, Dothideomycetes, Pleosporales, Pleosporaceae. Gene Ontology annotation, molecular function: protein binding; catalytic activity.
AUGAAGACGCCUACCAAAACCAGAACUCAUAACGACUACACUGUGGGGUGGGUCUGCGCGCUACCUAAGGAGCAGACCGCAGCGAAGGCUAUGCUAGACCAAAUACACCCGACUCUUUCCAAGCCGCCAAACGACCAGAACUCAUAUACUCUUGGGUCCAUAAAUAAGCAUAACAUCGUAAUAGCCUGCCUACCGAAAGGCAAAUACGGCAAUAAUUCAGCAGCGACCGUCGCGACCCGGAUGGUCAGCACUUUCCCAUUCAUUAAGGUCGGCCUCAUGGUUGGCAUCGGUGGCGGUAUUCCACCCAAGGUCAGACUCGGCGACGUCGUGAUUAGCACACCAACCGAUCAGUAUCCUGGAGUAGUCCAGUGGGAUAUAGGUAAAGCGGAAAAGGGCACAAAUUUCAAACGAACUGGUGCGCUAAAUAAUCCCCCAAGCGCACUGCUGACAGCAUUGACGAUACUGGAGACCAACCAUGAGAUGCAUGGGUCUAAAACACGUGAAUACAUGGACGAUUUGGGAAAGAAAUGGCCAAAACUGGUGCCAGAGUACACCAACUCUGAUUCCCUUAAGGACCCUUUGUUCAUACAAGACAAUUCACCCCAUGCUUUGAGCAGCUGGGUGGCCAUAUCCUCAAUAUUCUGGAAGAUGGUACUAUCUCUUCUCGGGUACCUCUUAGGCUGGUCGACACUGGCUCCUAUGCAUAGUGGGGCCGAGCAAGCGACAAAAAUCACGGCAAAGGUCAAGAUUGAUGGGGCUCAGAAGAAACCUGGAGACAUUCGCGUGCAUUACGGCCUAAUCGCAUCCGGUAAUCAAGUGAUCAAGGAUGCCAAGUUCCGUGAUAGUCUCAAUGCGAGCCUAGACGGAAAUGUGUUGUGCGUUGAAAUGGAGGCCGCAGGACUCAUGAAUGACUUCCCCUGCAUUGUUAUCAGGGGUAUUUGCGAUUAUGCAGACUCAGAAAAGAACAAAGACUGGCAGAAAUAUGCUGCAGCGGUAGCUGCGGCAUGCGCGAAGGAACUUCUAGAACAUUUACAGCCAAGCGACCGACGGUUAGUUAUUCUCGAGGUCUUGGGUGGAUUUUAUAUUCAUGACACUGUCUCUAGAACCGAGGCCGAUGUCAAGACAGUGAGGUCCAAGCUAGACAGAAAAGAAGAUCUCGACGUCCUCAAUUGGCUCACGCCAACCGACUACGGUCCUCGACAAAGCGAUGUUCUUAAAAGGCGAGAACCAGGGACUGGGCAAUGGAUCUUAGACUCCGCUGAAUAUCAGGAUUGGCUCAAGACCGAGGACCAGACGCUAUUCUGUUCUGGCAUUCCCGGAGCGGGAAAAACAAUCAUCACAUCCAUUGUUAUCCACGACCUCACCACGCGGUUUUCUGAAGAUCCAAGCGUCGGUAUUGCGUACAUCUACUGUAAUUUUCAGCGGCAAGAUGAGCAGAAUGUUGACGAUUUGCUGAUAAGUCUGCUGAAACAGCUUGCUGAGAGCCAGCCCUCCUCAUUGGAGAACAUCAAAGAUCUCUAUCGUCGCCACAAUAGCAGCCGAACACGUCCGUCACUCGAAGAAAUAAAGACUACUCUCCAUUCUGUUGUAUCCAAUUACUCGAGAGUAUUCAUCGUUAUCGAUGCACUUGAUGAAUGUCAGACAUCCAAUGGCUGCCGAACGAGGUUUCUAUCAACGAUUUUCGACCUCCGCGCUAGUAUAUUUGCAACUUCUAGGAUAAACGGUGAAAUUGUGAAGAUGUUUGAGAAGGCUACAUCAAUAGAGAUCCGCGCGAGAGAUGACGACGUAGAUGUAUAUCUCGAUGCACGAAUGCAACUUGAACGGUCGGAUAUCUUAGACAAUCCCACUAGAGACAUGAUAAAAAAAGAAGUGAUUGGCACAAUGGAUGGAAUGUUUCUACUAGCAGAGCUACGCAUCAACUCACUUGUAACCCUGCCAACAAAAGGACAUAUCAAGAAUGCCUUGAAGAAUUUUGCGAAGGGAAUGGAGGGGUUAGAAAAGAUUUACGAUCUGGCGAUGAAAAGAAUCGAAAGCCAAGGAACCGAGUCUCGAGAUCUAGCGAAACAGAUUUUGGCAUGGAUUGUUUACGCCAAAAGGCCACUUUCUGCUGUAGAACUCCAACAUGCCGUUGCAGUCAGGCCGAACACUACAAAACUGGACGAAGACUACAUUACUACCAUCGAUAAUCUUCGAUCUCUCUGCGCCGGGUUGGUCACGAUCGACGAAGACAGUAACAUCAUACGACUGGUUCACUAUACCACCCAAGAGUACUUCGAGCGCAUUGGAGACCAAUGGAAACCAGAUGCUCAGUUCGCUAUUGUCUCAACAUGCCUCACCUAUCUAUCAUUUGAUGUGUUCAAAACAGGCAGCUGCUCAUCAGAUGAAGAUUAUGGUGAGAGAAUCCAAGAGAACAAAUUCUUGGACUAUGCCGCUAAGCACUGGGGCCAGCAUUCUGCAAUGAUCGAAGGCAAGGUGUGUAAGCUAACUUGUUCAUUUCUUUCAGAUGAUAAGUUAGUUUCAAGCACUACACAGGCUUUGCUUUAUAAGAAGAUCGUCUAUUGGGGAUACAGCCAGUUGUAUGCUCAGAACAGCACAGGAUUACAUCUUGCCGCACUGUUUGGAUUAUCACGAGUGUUAGAGGUGAUGCUCCCAGAACAAGAAGAAGAAAGAGCAAAUGCACUGAGAAGAAGAGACAGUCUCGGUCAAGAUCUAUUAUAUAUUGCGUCAAGCGCUGGACACGAUAGAACAAUGCUACUCGACAAAGGCGCCGACCCUUAUGCGGGAAUUAGAAGGUCUAACACAGCACUCUAUAUAGCUUCAAAAUAUGGCUAUAAAGAGAUUGUAAAGAUGCUGCUUGAAAAAUGCGUUGAAAUCAAUGCGCAGAGUGGGGAAUUUGGGGACGCACUUACUGAGGCUCAUAGGCAAGGCCACCGCGAAGUUGUGGAUAUGCUUGUUGAGAAUGGUGCUGAAGUCGUGUUGGAAGGAGAUGAGGAUUGCAGAUAUGAGUAUUGGUGUCAUUAUUUUAUCGAAGACAUGGAGAAGCCUGAAUGGCUGAAGAUGAGGUCGAAAUAA